Molecule: messenger RNA, 366 nt
Organism: Aspergillus melleus
Lineage: Eukaryota; Fungi; Ascomycota; Eurotiomycetes; Eurotiales; Aspergillaceae
Gene: RPL10
Product: 60S ribosomal protein uL16
Exons: 1
Coding region: 1-366 (121 amino acids)
Biological process (GO): translation; ribosomal large subunit assembly
Cellular component (GO): cytosolic large ribosomal subunit; ribosome
Molecular function (GO): structural constituent of ribosome
Source: RefSeq, a predicted model, not a curated record
AUGUUGUCGUGCGCCGGUGCCGAUCGUCUCCAGACCGGUAUGCGUGGUGCCUUCGGUAAGCCCAACGGUCUCGUUGCCCGUGUGAACAUCGGCCAGAUCAUCCUGUCCGUCCGCACCCGUGACUCCAACCGUGCCGCCGCCAUCGAGGCUCUCCGCCGUUCCAUGUACAAGUUCCCUGGUCGCCAAAAGAUCGUCGUCUCCAAGAACUGGGGUUUCACUCCCGUCCGCCGCGAGGAGUACGUCCAGCUCCGCCAGGAGGGCAAGCUCAAGCAGGACGGUGCCUACGUGCAGUUCCUGCGUGGCCACGGUCUCGUUGAGGAGAACAUGAAGCGAUUCCCCGACGCCUAUGAGAACCUUGCGGCUUAA